Molecule: messenger RNA, 1101 nt
Organism: Aureobasidium subglaciale EXF-2481
Lineage: Eukaryota; Fungi; Ascomycota; Dothideomycetes; Dothideales; Saccotheciaceae
Exons: 4
Coding region: 346-1044 (232 amino acids)
Biological process (GO): positive regulation of transcription by RNA polymerase II
Cellular component (GO): nucleus
Molecular function (GO): sequence-specific DNA binding
Source: RefSeq, a predicted model, not a curated record
CGAUACAUGAUGAUGACAUUGAUCAGGAGCUACCUGAUUGCAUCGAUGACGACAACAUUCUUCAAGACCGACUUCUAGCCAGAUCAGCCCAUACACAAAGUGUCAUGCAAGCCUCCAUCUGUCAUAUCAAGUAUACACACCUCCAAACUCCAUACCCUCACAUUCAGCUAACUCUUCAUCAGACUCGCUAGAAUACUCAGCGGUAUUCUCAAAGAACAAUACAGCAUCAAUCCCUUACCAACUUCAUCUCAAGCCCUCGUUACCAUCAAGUAUGAUGCCGCUUUACAAUCAUGGCACGCGGAUUCCUCGGCCUUUGUCACCAAAACAUGGCAGGAUAUACUCCUCAUGGCACCGCCAUUCUCGAGACAAUGCGAAGUGUUGAUACAUGCAUAUUCGCACGCGGUGAUUUUACUACACAGACCGCUCCUGCUCUGCGAUGUUAGAAGUCAUGAUGACAGAGUCGCGGUGCAGAGAAGUGCAGAAGCUUGUAUUGAUGCUGCUCUGACGGUACUAGACUCAUUUGUAAAGUCCUGUGAGGGUGGUAGAAUGUUCGGUGCUUUUUGGUUGAUGCAAUACUACGUCUUCUGCGCGAUAGCUGUUCUCUACGUCUGCAUCAUUCGCAAAUUCUCCGCUUCGAGCUGUUGGCGUGAACAUCUAGCAACGGCAGAUCGAUGCCAAAAUUUACUUUCUCGACAUGCGUCGCAAGUGUCCUUUGCACGACGUUACAGCAUCUUUCUAGGCGAGCUAAGAAGCGAGGCCGAGAGAAAAGUCGAGCGAAGUAAUCCUGGUGCCGCUACAAAUAGCAUAAGGUCUUCUAGGAUGAGUGUACAAGGGGAUGAAGAAGCACAGGUGGUAGACUCUCAACAGCAGCACGAUAUGCUUGCACCGUCUUUCGACAUGACUGAUGUAGACCCGGCUACGGUGUCGUCUCUGUUCGACGAGUUGACCAAUUGGGAAGAGCUGGACUCGUUUGUCAUGGCGGGUAUUGAUCUCGACUUCGACGCCGCAUUUGCAUCGGCGACAGGGCCUACUCAUAUGAUAUGAGCUCAUUGAUAACGAGAAACACGCCACACACACAAUCUAGCUGUUUUUGCAAUACAG